Messenger RNA from Lepisosteus oculatus (spotted gar), 2529 nucleotides. It is a transcript of the gene phgdh, whose product is annotated as phosphoglycerate dehydrogenase. The record is from RefSeq and is a predicted model, not a curated record. Lineage: Eukaryota; Metazoa; Chordata; Actinopteri; Semionotiformes; Lepisosteidae. Gene Ontology annotation, biological process: L-serine biosynthetic process. Gene Ontology annotation, molecular function: phosphoglycerate dehydrogenase activity; NAD binding.
AUAAUGCAGCAGACCAAAGCACUGGAAUGUAUCACAACGGCGUCGCGAAUGAUCAAGUCAUGAAAACGACGCCAGAGACAUUUAGUCAAUUAAUGUACGUUUUAAAUUUUUUCUAAAAACAACUCAUGCGUAGCGGAGUACUAUGGAAAUAAACGGUAUAGAGUGUACAUGUACAGUAUAGGAGCGUCAAAAUCGCUUGAAAAAAAAGAUUUUUAAAACAAUGCAAAAGGGGAGCAAUUGAAAUUACAACUUAAGUUCAAACAAAAUGCUAUUAAUGACGAAUUCCCCAAAACGUCCCCGAGUUGUUGUUUUUUUUGGGAAAACUCACAUCUUUGGCUUUGCUCCAGCAGAAGCUUGAAGAGGCGGGGCUGUUCACAGUCAUAAGGGGGCAGUCCGUGCUUGAAAUGUAAAAAGAACUGGGACAAUUCUGAAGGUCCCCCUUCUCCGCAUCAAGUUACAGAAAGAGUCCAUUCAUUUGUGAAGCCUUGUCUCUCCAGCUCUGACGGUACUGCAAAAUGGCUCUUGUGUCCAUCCAACGGCUUUUAAUUAGCGAGAGUGUCGAUCCAUGUUGCAAACAGAUUUUGCAAGAAAAUGGAAUUGAUGUGACAGCGAAACAGAAUAUGAGCAAGGAGGAACUGAUCGCUGAAAUCAAGGACUAUGAAGGGCUGAUAGUUCGUUCGGCGACAAAAGUGACAGCAGAAGUCAUCAACGCCGCGAGCAAACUGAAGAUUAUCGGCAGGGCUGGGACUGGUGUCGACAACGUGGACGUAGACGCUGCUACUAAGAAGGGCAUUAUUGUCAUGAAUACCCCUAGCGGAAACACCAUCAGUGCUGCAGAACUCACCUGUGGGAUGGUGAUGUGUCUUUCCAGACACAUCCCACAGGCAGCUAUGUCCAUGAAAUCUGGGAACUGGGACCGUAAGAAGUUUAUGGGCUCCGAGCUGUAUGGAAAAACCCUUGGAAUUGUUGGCCUUGGAAGAAUUGGAAAGGAAGUGGCCCUUCGAAUGCAGUCUUUUGGCAUGAAGACUGUUGGCUAUGAUCCCAUCAUUCCUCCAGAAGUUACUGCAACAUUUGGAGUCGAGCAGAUGUCCCUGGAGCAGCUGUGGCCUCUUUGUGACUAUAUCACAGUGCACACACCAUUAAUGCCUUCUACCACUGGGCUCUUAAAUGACACCACCUUUGCGAGGUGCAAGAAAGGUGUGAAGGUGGUUAACUGUGCCCGCGGGGGCAUUAUUGAUGAAGGAGCCCUUUUGCGUGCCCUGGAGUCUGGCCAGUGUGGGGGUGCAGGCCUGGAUGUGUUUGUGGACGAGCCUCCUAAGGACCGGUCACUGAUAAACCAUCCCAAUGUGAUCAGCUGCCCACACCUGGGCGCCAGCACCAAGGAGGCACAGGCCCGCUGUGGGCAGGACAUCGCCGUCCAGAUUGUCGACAUGCUAGAGGGAAAGGCCUUAACUGGAGCGGUGAAUGCACAGGUGUUGGCAAGCACUUUUUCUCCAAAUUCCCAGGCGUGGAUUAAACUGGGAGAAGCCCUGGGCACCAUUUCAAAAGCUUGUACCAUGGAAAACCAAGGGCAUUGUCAAGUAAACAUCACAGCCCUAGGAGGCUCUCUGAAGACCUCUGCAGGCUAUCUAAGCUCCGCUGUUGCGAUGGGAUGGCUGAGGGAUGGUUCGAAUGGCCAUGUUAAUCUAGUCAAUGCACUGACUGUAGCCAAGGAGGCUGGUAUUAAGGUCACCAGUACUCACAGCAGUGCAGUGCCGAGUCUGAGCCGAACUGCGUGCUUAGUGGAAACAUCAGUGAAUGGUUCGUGCCACAGAGCAGUGGGCUCAGUUCAGGAGGAUAGUCCUGUUCUCCUGGAGCUGAAUGGCAGUGUAUUCAGACAGCCAGUCCCUCUUGCUGGAAACCUGCUCUUUUUCAAGGCUGUGUCCAACCCUCAGCUUAUGCCUUCUGUUGCUGGUGUGCUGGCUGCUGCCGGACUUCAGAUGGAGACGUUCAGUGCCUCCUCAUCCACUACGGGGGAGCAGUGGUGCUGUGUUGGAGUCUCAUCACUGCUCAGCGACUUGAACGUCUUGAAGCCUCAUGUGAAGGAAGUUACACAGCUAUCUGUCUAAAACCUGGGGAGCAGAUUACAACCAGCUAUGAGCAACCAGAUCCUUAAGAUGUUGCAUCAAUCAUUCCAUGGGUUUUAGAAAAGUUCUGAAGUCGUGCAUUCAAAGCAUUGAUCUGUAGUUAUUACAAUCACCUUGCUCAACUUCAGUAAGCUUUGGACACCUAUUUAUUUGUUCUUAGCAACAUUUGAAACACAUAAGCUAGCCUUUAAAUAUGAAAAUGUACGCUUUUGCUUUUGUUUUUUUUAAUUAAGUGUUAAACCAGUAAACAAUCAGAAAGUGCCUGUUGUGUUUACAGUACAUUGCAAAACAUUGGGGGUAUUUGUUUGGUAUGUAUUCAAUUUGCUCAAAACAAAUUUAAAAAUAGUUUUCUUCUAACCUUAUCGCUUAGUACUCUGCUUUUGAAAUAAAGGAUUUAAUAUUA